This is a messenger RNA of Astyanax mexicanus (Mexican tetra), 4574 nucleotides long. Its product is annotated as protein SOGA3. Gene Ontology annotation, biological process: regulation of autophagy. The transcript is spliced from 7 exons. Lineage: Eukaryota; Metazoa; Chordata; Actinopteri; Characiformes; Acestrorhamphidae. The record is from RefSeq and is a predicted model, not a curated record. The coding region runs from base 732 to 3941 and encodes 1069 amino acids.
AGCAGCGCCUCACAACUCAACUAACAAUUUUUUUUGUAACUUAGCUAAAUUAAGCUGUUUACUUAAACCAGCGCGGCCAGUAAAACGAGGCAAAUCAAAGACAGGUUAGUUUAUUCUGGUUUAUUAUAGCUUACUGGUGGAAAAGGUGGCCUUGUAGGCUAGUAAAUGAAGCGAAAUUGGGACUUUUUAGGCGGUAUUAGGGUAGAUAACGUAAAGAAACAACACGGAAAGGACACGGGGACGCCAAACGGAGAGGAGAGGCGAUGGUCAGCUCCGGACCUCCUCCUCCUACCUGUGAUAAAUACGGAGCUGAGCGCGGAGCUCCGCCGUGGAGCAGCAGAGUGGGCUGUGUCAGAUAGCUACAGAGGAGUAAAAAUAAACCCAAACUCUUACAUCAGUGCGGCUCCGAGUAUUUUGAGCGGUGGACUCUUGAACCGGUGUCAUUUUUCCGUCGGCUGAGGGGACGAGCGGCUCGCUCCAGCAGUCUUCUAGCCGGAAAAAUAAAUAAAUAGCGCAUUAAAAACAAUGUAAGAGAAGACGCUGGCUCUCUCAUGCCGUAGCCAGAAGCUGUGGAGGUGUGGAGAGCAGGUGUGGACCGGCGGACCGUGGGGGACAUGGCCGGGACAGCGCAGCGGACUCGGGGACACCCAGCAGCGGCAGCAGCAGCUCCGGGUCCUGAUGGAGGACUUCAGACGAGCUUUAAUACAGGAUCCGCGUGGAGUGCCUGAGAGAUGUGGAGCCCGUUUGGGAAUGGGUCUGGGCUGCACAACAGCACUACUGGAGCUGCAGGAGGAGGUGGUGGAGGUGGAUAUGUAAGCAAAGCGCAGGGUUGGGAGUUUGUCCCCUGCUCCAGGCUGGAGAGAGAAGCUGCUGGUGGUGUUGGAAGGAGAAGGAGCAGAAGCCCCAGACCCUCCCCUCGCUCUCCAGCCUCUCCAGGGGCUCGCUUUUUCGAGGCUUCACCCACACCUCCAGCAACAGCACCAGCAUCAUCACCAGCAGCCUGUUCUGAUGGACAGAGCCCGUGGCGAGAGCUGCAGGGACAGCAUGCCAGGCUGAAGAAGAAGCUGGAGGAGAUGAAGAGACGCCAUGAGCAGGAGAAGGACGAUUGGUUGAGGGAGAAGGAAGUUCUGUUGAGAGAAAUGGCCAGCAUACAAGGUGGGGAGAACCGGAGGAUAUUGCUGGAUCUGAAGUCAGUUUUGGAGGAGGUGCAGUUGGAGGUGAAAAGGGAAGAGGGCAAACGGAGCGAACUGCAGCUGCAAUACACAAAGGACCGCUGUGCCUGGGAGCUAGAGAGAGCUGACCUGAAAUGCAGAAUUGCACAGUUGGAAGCCAAAGGACAUAGCUCAGUGGUGGGAACGGUAAAGAGCUCGGAGGGUGGCGAUACACUGAGGAGGGACCGAGAGGAGCAAAGGAGGCUGCUGGCUGACACCCACACUGCAGCAAUGGACCUGCGCUGCCGGCUGGAGCACAGCGAGAGGAGCUGGAUGAGAGAGAAAUCUGAGCUGCUGGAACGAUUUGACUUGGAGAGGAAGGAGUGGGAGAAUCAGCUCAGGGACAUGCAGUGCAAGAUUGAGGAGUUGUAUAAUGAAGUGAAGACCCACAGAGAAAGAGGUGCUGUUGGACCAAAUGCAGAUGCACAGAGGGGUGCCAUAAGGCUCAGCACACGCUCUGCCAGCACUGUGUCCAGCUCCCUAACGGACCCCUCAGAGGCCCAAGGCAGCAGCUACUCUGAGCCUCUCACGCAGCGCAGUCACAGCAGCACCGGUUCCAGUCACAACCACAGCGAACUCAGUGACCAGCACUGCCGUGUUCAAAGUGGGCCAUCAAAGCAACGCAGCUCCGGGAAGUUCGAGCACGGGGAACUGGAGACCAUUAAUACUGCAGAGCUGGAAGACAUGCUGCAAGGGUGUCUGAGUAAAGUACUUGACAGCACGCCCACGUCUACUGGACAAGAGGACCUCCUCAACCCCUUCAGGACUUUUCAGAGCAUGGACAUCAACUGUGCGAGUGAUAAAAAGAAGAACACAAUGGCUCUCAAUGCUGCUCUUAAAGAAAUAGCAAGGGUAAGUGAGGAACUCUGCAGCUACCAGGAUGAGAUCCGAAGGAAGUCUGAUGUCAAGAGAAGCCGAAGUGAGUCAGCGUUCUUUCCAGAACAGGUUGAAAUGAGCGAAGAGUUGGAAACAGUCAACGCAGAUUUCAGCUUGAAUGAGUGGUGCAAAGAUCUUCAAGCCCUUGACAAGCAGAAAUGGAUCAACUGGGAGGAUAUCAAAAAGGAGUCGAGCAGGACGGAUGACAUUAAGCCGCUUGUAAAGAGAAGACAAGCCCCUCCCAUCCCUGUAAGGAGCACAUCUUGGUACCUGAACAGUUCCCCUGCCAAAGAAGUAGAGGCCAGUGCACCCGAACCACUCAAAGACAGAAGGUGUCGAAGCCCUUGCAUUCACAGAAAGUGCAACAGCCCCUCCAUAGUUCGGAAAUUUGAGGCAAUGCUACAAGAGAACGAGGGAAAGAUUCUGACAGACUCUGGGAUUGUGUCCUGCUCAGUGCCUCUUGAUUCCAAGUGCAAUAUCAGCUGCUGCCAGAGCCGGUGGUCCUGUGAUGGAAGCAGGUUUGGCAGCAGCAAGUCAUCCACGUAUGUGCCUGUCCAAAAAUGCUUCUCAGAUGUUAACAUUGCGGCUGCAGGGGCUGAGUGCAGUCAAAACCAAAUAGGUGUAGAGAAUAAACAAAACCUGAAUGGAGAGCAUCUCAUGGACUCAACACACAGGGACAUAGCUACAGACUCUGCACAGUCUCUGGAUGUAACCUCACCUUGUAUCAAUACCACCUCUCUGAGAAAUGAGACAUUAGAAAGGAAAACGGCUGAGUUCAACCGCAUGCUCUUCCAGGCAGGCAUGGGUCUUCGGUGCAAUGAGGACAGUUUCAGCUCCACAGAUGAGCACGGCACAGCUGACAGUACCACUGCCAUUCCAUUAUCAUAUCUUGAGGACAAUCCAACAGAUAUGCUUGCCGAUCUCAUGGUACAGCUUCCAAGGGACAAAUGUGCAGAGACUGCUGCUCAGACAUCACCACACUUAAAGAGCCACACAAGGAACUCCAUUUCUGACCUUCCACCUCUGCAGCAGGGUCUUAAAAUGAAGAAGGUUCCCUCAGACAUAUCCGAGCAUCUAGGACUUAAACACGAAGUCUCUAACUUUGUAUGCCUGCCAGUGCACACAGAAGACAAGGAACUAAAGCCUUUGUGCCUGGAGCACAGGAAGUCUGCUACUUACUUUGAUGCAGGUAUGAGAAUCGAUCAGACUACUUUAGAUGUAAGUUCACCCCAGCUGAAACAUCAGACAGAUAAGCCCUGUAAAACAAAAUCUGACAGCUCAGGUCAGCCUCCCGCUGAACCAAAAUCCAAACAACCUGAACGUACACAGCAGGACACACCUAACACCAGGGCAAGAGUUUUAGAUGAAAAUCCUUGGAAACCUUUGACUCUGGCUGCUUAUCCUCGACCAGUAGAGUCUCGAUCCAACUAUGGAGCAGUAGAAAGGAUUCUGAAGAGUUAUGAAAAUAUGGGACGACCCCAGCAAGACUCCAAAAUGCAGUCCAGUCCAGGCAAGGAGGAGGAUCUUAAAGAGCUUUUGGAUAUGCUGGAAAUCCAGCAUCAAUCUAGAGCCAGUCAUAGACUCACACACACACCUCACCACCAGGCUGUAACCCACAAAGAGGCACAUGUAACUGUGAAGCAAAACAAAGAGUCCACAUUAAGCGCCAAGAAGAGUUUCUCACGCCCAGCCUGUCCUGCAAAACGACGUCUGCCCUCGCGCUGGGCUAACCGCUCUUCCUCCACCUCAUCUACAUCCUCUCCCUCUCCCUCACCAACAGCACAGCCCACAAUCUCCACACCACUGCAAAUGUUCACCUACUCCGCCUAUCACACAGAGACAGUCAUCAUGUGAGAACGUAUAAAUAAAAAAAUAUACGACUGAUCAGUGUUACAAACAGGCUAACGGAGUACAAUGCCUUCCUAGCUGAAUGUUGCCUCAUCUCUUCCUGAAUACCUUUGUACAUACCAACAAUGACUGUUAAUCCAGCUCAUUUAUCAAGUUACGUCCUGUCCUAUUGUUGCUUUGUAUUAUUUACAAUUUUGUAUAGUCUGCAUAUCAAGCAUAUCUCUAUCUGUUCCCAUCUUGAGUCAUGAAAAGCAGCUGCCCCUUUUCCAUGAUUCAUACCAAAGGCUGUGUUCAGAAACCAAUGAUCAGAUUUCCAUUCUUUGUACCUAAAACUGCCGUGAUAUUUUUCCUUACGUUUUUAGAUGCCUCCUUAACUUGAGGCCUAGUUUGUUUGUUUUUUUAAUCAUACCUUAAAACUGUAGUGUUGACAACUGCAAUGAAAUCAUUUGUUAUAUUUCCUGACUCUUAUAAAAAUGACUUGUAUUUAAAAGACUAGAAUUAUAAACUCACUUACCUGUUUAAACUGAGGUGAGACAUAUCAUUAAAGUAAAGCCUACAGCCUCUGUUUCCUAGUAAUAAUGAUCUUGAAUGCGAUGGCUUUUAUCAGGUCGACACAAAUAAAGUAAGUACAACACCUCA